Molecule: messenger RNA, 2106 nt
Organism: Brassica oleracea var. oleracea
Lineage: Eukaryota; Viridiplantae; Streptophyta; Magnoliopsida; Brassicales; Brassicaceae
Exons: 7
Coding region: 1-2106 (701 amino acids)
Source: RefSeq, a predicted model, not a curated record
AUGGUGAAGGCUCAAGUUGAAGUAAAAGGCAAAGCAAGGAGAGGGAGACCUCCCAAAAACAUUAAUGUUUCUGAAGAUUCAUGUUCUUUAAACUCUGGUCGUCCAGCACCUAAUCUACACAGACCUUGGUUUCAAGAGCAACAUCUAUCACUCACACCAUCAACCUUAAUCGGCCAACUAUCAGAUGAAGCUCUCUUGGCUGUGGCUAAUGGAAGACAAGCCGGACAGAGAAGACAACAAAUCCGCAGAAGUAAACGUGACAAGUUACCACAGCAAGCUGUUGUGAAGGAGACACGAAAUUCUCCCAGAAUGUUUAGCAUAUGCUGUCAGAAAGGACGUGUUAAGCUACCACCUAGGCGUCAGCCACCAUCGCCACUUAAAGAACUGCUUGAUAGACCCAGUUUUGUGCUACAGAUCCGAGUGGCCAAUGGAAUGUUAUCAUUCACCUCAAUGGGUGGCUCCAUGGACAAACCCACCACAGGAUUGGCUCUCUUCUCCCACCCGAAGGCACAGUUUCUGCAGUUGUAUAUAGUGGACACAGACAAUGAGGUAACAAACAGGAAGAAGGCUUUCAGCAAAGGUACAUCUUCUGUGGAGAUUCAUGACAAUUUGAUAGCUGGUUUAAUAAAGAUGCUGGAUGAGAAUAAUCACCUGGCCAAAACUUUCCGGCAUGCAAGGGAUCGUCUAUUAUUUGGUGAUGCAGUUGAGUUCAGUAUCACUUUAGUUAAUCAGAAGCAUAGAGGAAGGCAAUAUGACUUGCCAACUGCUGGAGAGAUUGGUGGCCUGAUAAUUGGUGAUUUCAAUUCAGAAGCGGCAGGUAAAGACAUUGUGCUUGAGUACAAAUCAUCAAAGCUCCAGAGGAUAAGUGAUUUACAUCCUCUAUUCAUGAGCCUUCAGUACCCAUUACUCUUUCCAUAUGGAGAGUACAGCUAUGACGAGAGAAUUCCCUAUGAUGUGUCUGUAAACUCUAAAAUAAAAAGAGAAUGUAUGACCAUGAGAGAGUACUACGCUCACCAGAUCCAAACAAGGCCAUCUGAGGGUAUGACUAUCAUCAAGUCCGGAAAGCUACUGCACCAGUAUAUUGUCGAUACUUACACUGCAACAGAGCAGGAGAGGCUACGAUUUCUCAGACUUAACCAGAAACAACUCCGGGCUGAGUUAUAUACAAACGUCUGCGACGCCUUAGACAAUGGAGAUACGGAUGCUGCCCACCUAGGGAAAAAAGUCAUAUUGCCUUCUUCAUUCACUGCAGGACCAUGCUACAUGUCUGAGAAAUAUCAAGAUGCCAUGGCUAUCUGUCGUUUUUAUGGUAACCCCCACCUUUUCAUCACAUUCACAGCUAACCCAAAUUGGGUUGAACUGAAAGAACACCUGGACGCCUAUAGAGGCGAUUCACCCAACAACAGACCAGACCUUGAGUGCAGAGUUUUUAAGCUCAAGUUAAACGAGAUGCUGUCUGACUUUAAGAAAGGGGUUUUUUUCCCAAAACCGGUUGCAGCCUAUACAGUUGUCUACACAAUUGAGUUCCAGAAACGAGGACUCCCACACGCCCAUAUUCUUCUAUGGUUCGAAGGUUUUAAAGGAGAAGCCACUGCUGCAGUUAUUGAUCAGUACAUAACAGCUGAACUACCUCACAGAGACACAGACAGAGAGGGUUUCGAGUUGGUUGAGAGGCACAUGAUUCACGGGCCAUGUGGGAACAAACACCCUCAAUCACCCUGCAUGGAGAAAGGAGAGUGCACAAAGAAGUACCCGAAAAACUACUCAAACACCACAAAGAUUGACAAGUAUGGCUUUGUUGUUUACAAAAGACGAGCUCAUAGUAGCUCAUACGUUCUGAAAGGAAGAGUAGAGCUAGACAAUCAAUACGUCGUGCCACAUAACCUCCCCCUCCUUAAAAAAUAUCAAGCACACAUCAAUGUAGAGUGGUGCUGCAAGACCAGCGCUAUCAAAUAUCUCUUCAAAUACAUAACUAAGGGUGUAGACCGAGCACUACUACUGCUUCAGGAGAAGGGGAAGAGCAGAGAAGAAAUCGAGAAAAAGAAACAGCAUCUUGAGCUUGAUGAGAUAGAUCGAUUUCAGGAGUGCCGGAAACAUAUCUUAUAG